AUAUGCUCAUUUGAGGAACUAUAAAAAGUCUUAUAAAAUUAGCUAUUUUUUACCCAGAAAUUACCCAUGUUGUGUUUGAUUGCUAGAGAAUUAAGUCUGAACUUGGCAAAAUCUUUGCCCGUUUGUCCAGGAGGGGUCCUCAGCCAAUCUUUCGCAGAAGGAAAUUACAUCACGACAUAUCGGAAAAGUGGGAUGCAGGAUCACCUAUUGAAAUGCGAGGUACAGAAUGCGGGAAGCGGGAUGAGCGAUGCAAAAAAUUACUGACUAUUUCGUUACCGAACAUUGCGUAGACAUUAAAAUAAAUUACGCUGGGAUUUUUCUAAAAAGAAUACAACAGUUAGAAAUGCAUGACUUAAUUUCUUUUUUUUUUUGCUUGAUGAACUUAAUGUGAUACAAAACAAUUGACCUUUUAUAUAUCCUUUGGUGAGGUUGGGAUAUACCUUCGAUCUGAAAAAGUAGUGCUUUCCACCUAUACACUCUAAAGACAGAUUGAAAUGUUGAUAUUGCAGAAACCAGUCUAUGUGUGAGUGUUUAUUUCAUUGAGUAAGAAAAACGAAAAUCUUUGUGAAUACAAAUUGCCCUUUUUUAAUAAAAAACAGGAGUAGAAACCAGGUUUUCACAGCUUAUAGCAUAGAAGAGUAGACAUAACUCUGUCUCAUUUCCUUGUAUCUAAACCCAACUAUCCGCUCUACAAAUUACGGUCUACUGACCAAAAUGAUUAAAAAAUUAUUUGACUGAAAACAUGCACGAAUCAUGGGCAAAUACUUUGACAGGUUUGUUUGGGAUGUUGUAUGAUUACAAGCUGUUAUUUUUAUCAUUGCGAAUAUUAUUUUGCAUUGUGAAACUGGAUUCAGGAUUUUGAACGCAUUUCGAUUAUCCUACUGGACACAAUUUUGUAACUGGAUUUUGGACUUUGCUUUGGAACUGGACAAGAUUUUACACAUUUUGAAUUUUGAAUUUCUCUGGUUUUGCGGUACACAGCAAACUCAUCUACUGGAAUGCAACCAUAUAUUCCCUUGCACACCACACCUACUGUUGGAAAUGGUAUUAACAACCAGCAUAACCCAAGAUUUCCUGCUUCUUCUUUUCCAACCACAUCCUUGCUUCAAUCUACACCAUAUAAAGCAAGUAAUUUGCAACAAGCUUCAACUAAUCAAACACCACCAUUUCCAUAUGGAAUGGUUUCUCCAGUAAAUCCGAAUCUUUCUCUUGUAAAUCAGGCUCCGCCAGUUAAUAUCUUGCCAGUCACUUCAGUGUUUACACCAACUGCUUCCAACCCUUUUCCAUCAGAAACCUACCAACGACAGCCACAAAGACCUCCAAUGCAAAGACCCAUGCAGGUUGUCCCUCCGCAACCACAACAAGCAUUUCCAAAUCAACAAAAUCAAUUACCUCAACCUCAAAAGCCUGCGGAACCCUUGACUCAAAAUAUUAAUCUAGAAACAUCGCCACCCUCGCCUGAUUACAAUAUUUCUCCGUUUCCUGGUGCUACUUCCUCCACACAAACUGAUGUUGGUGCAACGCCUUUGGUUUCAACACUCCCAGUCACUGCACAUUGGUUUUAUUACAAAAACUCAACACACUGGGUUCCAUUCUCUUAUGUCGAUUCUAAUAAUUUGGAAAGGCUCUUCCAUUCAUCACAACCACUGAAAUCAGUUAGUACAAACGGUGGCAGAUAUGAUGUCGAUUUAAAUUCCUUACGGCAGACUGCAAUAUAUUGGAAUGAAGCUCCCUGUCAGGUUCGACGUUGUACAUGGUUUUAUAAGGGUGAUGCUGAAAAUAAACUGAUACCAUAUGAAAGUGAUGUCGCAGAAAAGUUGGAGAAUGAGUACAUAGCAAUGAUGAAAAAGGGAAUAUUCAACAUCAGAAUUGACAUAGUUCCAGGGAAAUUUGUUAUCUUUCAUAAUCCAAAUGUGCUAGUUCAAUAUGUUUCCAAUGUUGAGCAUGAUUGGACAGGCGAAGAUUCUAAAGUCCGGCCUAAAGUUGUUAAACGUGGUAUUACAGAAAUUCAAGAGCAGAUUGAAAGAGGCGAAUCUGCUGAGAUAGACCAUUUAGUUUUUGUGGUCCAUGGUAUUGGACCUGUUGCAGAUCUAAAAAUGAGAACAAUUGUUGAAUGUGUUGAUGAUCUACGAAGAAACAGUUUGAAUUUAACUUCAACGCAUGGUUUCCAAGUAAAAGAUCAAGCUGCGUGUCGUGUUGAAUAUCUUCCGAUUCAAUGGUACUCUUGUUUGAGAGAUGACAGAUAUGGUAUUGACAAACAGCUGAAGGCAUUGUCUCUUCCAAGUAUAAACAAGCUUCGAAACUUCACCAACGAAACUUUGACAGAUAUUUUGUUCUUUUCCAGUCCAAUAUACUGCCAGAAAAUUUGCGACACAGUAGUUGGUGAAAUGAACCGCCUCUUUAAAAUGUUUCGCUCUCGAAAUCCAUCUUACGCAGGAGCAGUUUCUGUUGUUGGGCAUAGUCUGGGUUCGUGUAUUCUCUUUGAUAUACUUGCUAAUCAGAUCGAUCAAACAACAGAGAAUAGUGAAGCAGAAACAUACGAAGAUUUUGGUGAAGUUGUUGAAAGCAUUCCGUCGAAUACAAUUCAACCGUCAUCUUCACCACCGUCGUUAAACGAUACGUCGACGAGUUUCGAUAAAAAGGAAUUGCCGUCUAUUACACAGUUAUUGACGAAGCUUAACCUGACCAACUUAGAAAGUAUGUUUACCGAAGAACAGAUUGACACUGAAACCUUGAUGAUGUGUUCAGAUGCGGAUUUAAGGGACUUGGGAAUUCCGUUUGGACCAAGGAAAAAAAUAAUUGCUCACAUCAAAGACUUUUCUUCAUCUACGGUUACGAUGUCUGCACACUCGACGACACCAGUUCAAAGUAACAGUUUUGCUUCGUGUAACGAAAGCCUUACACGUGGCACACAAACACGUGUGUCGAAAAAUGCACCUUCAUUGAGCGUCGAUAGCGUUCAAUGUACGUAUAAGAAAGGUUCAGCUGGUAUCGGUCAGCCGUUAGUCAUCUAUCCGAAACUUGAAUUUCAAACAGACGGUCUCUUCUGUUUAGGAUCUCCUCUUGGUUUAUUUCUGACGUGCAGGGGUGUCUCAUCCAUUGGUGCUAGUUACAAGUUACCUAAAUGUCCGAAAUUUCUUAACAUAUUUCAUCCGUAUGACCCAGUAGUGUACAGAUUAGAACCAUUGGUCAACAAACUUAUUGAUAUCCCUCCAGUAUUAAUACCUCAUCACAAAGGCAGAAAAAGAUUUCACUUAGAAAUAAAAGAAAAUCUAAGUAGGGUUGGUGCUAAUCUAAAAUCAGGUUUCAUUGAUGCCGUCAAUCGCACUUGGUCAUCUAUUAACGACUUCGCAAAAGCACAUCGUACAGGUGUCGAACAACAGACGGAAGAAAUUACUGGUGAAACUGCCGAGUCAUCUUCCAGCUCAGACGUAACACAAGAAUCCAUUGACAGUGAAAUAGCAAUAAAAGAAGAGGCUUUGGACUUUGGUGUGUUAAAUAAUGGACGUCGUAUCGAUUAUGUCUUACAAGAAAAACCGUUUGAAGUUUUGAAUGAAUAUUUAUUUGCUCUCAGCAGUCACACGUGUUACUGGACGUCAGAGGACACAGCUUUGCUUAUCUUGAAACAAGUGUAUGGUGAUGUGUAAACUCAAGAUGGUAGACGUGCGGUAACCAUGGAUUAGUGCUUGUGAAGUGUAGAGAUGGGAUGAUAUAAAAAAACAAUUCUUAAACCAAAAAAAUAUAUUUAUUUAUUUCGAUUUUUUAUAAAUUGCAUAAACUGAAGUAUGCGAAAUUUAUUUUUGAUGUCAUAAACACGCACAAAGCUAAUUAGCUAAUUUAGGGGAAGAAAUAAAUGCGGAAUUACUGUUUGCGAAUUAACCUCGUAAUUAAAUCUCGUUUUAAGCAAGGAAGGAGACCUACCUUUUUUUCGCCUCUUACUUUAUUUUGGGUCCUUUAAUAUUUUCCUCUAACUUUUUUAUCUCAUUUUGCACAAUUCUCGAGGUCCUAUUUGCAAACUUUAAUUCUUUUUUUUUCACAAGCAAUUUCUUUCGUAAGGUAGUCAAGUUUUAAUUUUAUUUUUUUUUUAACUUUUGUUCACAGUAGAGUGCGACAUUGUGCGUGUAUUUUUAUGUUGUGAAAAGCAGACCAACAAUGAGAUUUUAUAAAACAUAAUUUGCAUCGUUUUUAGAUGAUCUAAACAGUCUGAGCGUCGAGGCCAUCCGUGGCAGUUUUUCGGGUAGACACUAUAGAAAUCUGGUGGAUGCUAAAUUUUAGGCGCAUGAUUUUUGUAAGAAUAUUCUUUUAUUUUUAGAGUCUUUAAGCCUAGUGAUUUUAUAGAGAGGAUUCUUCCGAAAAACAAUGUAUGGAUAACCGUAGGAUAAAAUAAGUAGAAGGAGGAGAGGACAGUUAAAGCAAACUCUCCUACACUGCCAGAAAAAUUUUUUUUUUAUAUAACACUAUACAACGCUAUUUGAAUAUUCUUCCUUGCUUGAGUAUAUGACCACAUUUCUGUUCUUCCCUAAAACUGUUUAUUUUUGUUUACGUUAUUUGUUUAUUUUUUUGUUUGUUUAUUUUUUUAUUUGUUUAUUUUUUUGUUUGUUUAUUUUUUUGUUUGUUUUACCUGGUAAUAAUAUACAAGAUUUAUGUAG
Messenger RNA from Hydractinia symbiolongicarpus, 4649 nucleotides. Its product is annotated as phospholipase DDHD2-like. Lineage: Eukaryota; Metazoa; Cnidaria; Hydrozoa; Anthoathecata; Hydractiniidae. Gene Ontology annotation, molecular function: metal ion binding; protein binding. The coding region runs from base 999 to 3647 and encodes 882 amino acids. The transcript has 18 exons. The record is from RefSeq and is a predicted model, not a curated record.